GGGAGGUUUCGUUUUGCACAACAUCUUCAGAACAAGCUACAGCUGCAGCACACAACAGAUACUCCUACUUCCAGCUCGGUCGGACUCGGAGUCGGAGCACACAACAUCUUCAGCAGUUCAGCUAGUUAGUUGUUUUAGAUAAUAGUUCAGCUAGUUAGUUACGACGAUAGUGUCUGUGACUUGUGAGAACCAAGUGAGCAAUCAUAUGGCGGCGUCUCUGCUCGGCCUGUACAACGGGGGCAGCGGCCGGGGCAGGAGGGUCCACGCCAGGAGCGGCAGCCGGCGGUCAGCUGCCGUGGUGAAGCAGUUGCUGUCGAGGUUGAGCCGCUAUUGGAGGAGACGCGCGGUGCGGCCGAGGCGAACCGCGGUGAGGUUCGGGUAUGACCUGCAUAGCUACUACCAGAACUUCGACGACGGCAUUGCCUCCUCCGGCCACCACCGCUUGUAGCUCUGUACCUAGCUAGUUGCCACUUCUGUACUUAUGGUUGCUACUAAUUGCCGGUGACUAUCACUACUUGAAAAACUUACUAAGAGAGCGCCCCUCCCCACACUGUAGGGGCGAUUAACAUUUGAACCGCUCUUACAGUGGGUGGACAGCCAACCAAAUAGCCAGCCGCCCUUGUAGUGUUCUCUGUAGGGCCGGUUGGUGUUACCAGCCGCCCUUACAGUGGGGGAGGCACUGUAGGGGCGGCUGGUAACAACAACCGCCCCUACACAGGUCUGUACCAUAACUAGCCAGCCCACUCUUCUUCCUCCCCGAGCCACUCACUUCCACUCGCAAAAAAAGGUUUGGAAGGCCUUGGACACCUCCCUAAAAUCACUCUAGGAAGGGGGGAGGUUUUGAACUUAAAUCCUUUGGUGGGGAGCUUGUUUAAGGUAAGAAAAUGCUAUUCCCACCCUCUAAUCCAUGUUUUAUUGGUUGGUUAGUGAGCAAUUUACAUUUUGGUUUUCUCUCUCUUCCAUGGAGCUUGAGCUUUGUGUUGACCAAAUUAGAGCUUAUCUAUGAUGCUAUUAGUAUAGAAUAGGUAGAGACACCACCUUGCACCAUCAAUUAGGUGAUAUAGCUUGAUUUUAUUGAAGAUUAAUUGUAGUUUCAUGUAUGGAGAGAAAAGGCAUUCUAGAUCUAGGGUUUCCUUUUUUUGUUUUUGUUUCAUGAAUUUGUAAUGUGGUUGGCAUGAAUAGUUAUCGGUAAACUAAUAGUUGUUGUUAA
Messenger RNA from Sorghum bicolor (sorghum), 1210 nucleotides. RefSeq lists its product as uncharacterized. NCBI's taxonomy places the organism in Eukaryota, Viridiplantae, Streptophyta, Magnoliopsida, Poales, Poaceae. The record is from RefSeq and is a predicted model, not a curated record. Bases 206 to 448 code for a protein of 80 amino acids. The transcript has a single exon.